CGGCCAUGUUCCUCGAGCCUUGCCGUCCGAGCAGCGGCUCCGGACGCCCGGCCCCGGCUUUCUCGAAUCACUUCCGGGUGAUACUCUAAGACAACGAGCCGCGAUUGGGCGACCGUGGAAGGGGCACUUCCGGUGCCCAGGCCCUUGGGUUCUUUGGAGCAGGAAGAUGGCGCCCCGCGCGGCCCGUGUGUGGUCCAGCUGGUGGCUGCUGUUGCUGCCCUUGCUUGGCCUGGCCGGCGCCAGCGGUCCUCGCACCUUGGUACUGCUGGACAACCUCAACCUCCGGGAGACGCAUUCGCUUUUCUUCCGGAGCCUGAAGGAUCGUGGCUUUGUACUCACAUUCAAGACCGCAGAUGAUCCCAGCCUGUCCCUCAUUAAGUACGGGGAGUUUCUCUAUGACAAUCUUAUUAUCUUCUCCCCUUCGGUAGAAGAUUUUGGAGGAAAUAUCAACGUGGAGACCAUCAGUACCUUUAUCGACGGUGGAGGCAGUGUCCUGGUAGCUGCCAGCUCAGACAUCGGUGACCCUCUCCGAGAGCUGGGCAGUGAGUGUGGGAUUGAGUUUGACGAGGAGAAAACAGCUGUCAUCGACCAUCACAACUAUGACGUCUCAGACCUUGGCCAGCACACGCUCAUUGUGGCCGACACGGAGAACUUGCUGAAGGCCCCCACCAUCGUUGGGAAAUCAUCUCUGAAUCCCAUCCUCUUUCGGGGUGUGGGGAUGGUGGCCGACCCUGACAAUCCUUUGGUGCUGGACAUCCUGACGGGUUCUUCCACCUCUUACUCCUUCUUCCCAGAUAAACCCAUCACCCAGUACCCGCACGCCGUGGGGAAGAACACCCUUCUCAUCGCGGGGCUGCAGGCCCGGAACAACGCCCGGGUCAUCUUCAGCGGCUCCCUUGACUUCUUCAGCGACGCCUUCUUCAAUUCGGCGGUGCAGAAGGCCACACCUGGCUCCCAGAGGUACUCCCAGACCGGCAACUAUGAGCUGGCUGUGGCCCUCUCCCGCUGGGUGUUCAAGGAGGAGGGGGUCCUCCGGGUGGGGCCAGUGUCCCAUCAUCGGGUGGGCGAGACAGCACCACCCAACGCCUACACUGUCACUGACCUAGUGGAGUACAGUAUCGUCAUUGAGCAGCUCUCGGACGGCAAGUGGGUCCCCUUUGAUGGCGAUGACAUUCAGCUGGAGUUUGUCCGCAUCGAUCCUUUUGUGCGGACCUUCUUGAAGAGGAAAGGUGGCAAAUACAGCGUCCAGUUCAAGUUGCCUGACGUGUAUGGUGUGUUCCAGUUCAAAGUGGAUUACAACCGGCUAGGCUACACACACCUAUACUCCUCCACGCAGGUGUCCGUGCGGCCGCUGCAGCACACGCAGUACGAGCGCUUCAUCCCCUCGGCCUACCCCUACUACGCCAGCGCCUUCUCCAUGAUGCUCGGCCUCUUCAUCUUCAGCGUCGUCUUCCUGCACAUGAAGGAGAAGGAGAAGUCCGACUGAGGGGCUGGCGCCCUGCACUCCUGGGAACAGGCGGAGGGUUUCCAUAGGAUUGGUUUUCUUCCUCCUUUAUGGCGGGUUUUUUUUUGUUUUUUUUAAAAGCCACGGACAAUGGUACAGCUUUACCUCAGUGGGAGAUGGAACAUUGAAUACCAAGGGGUGGAGGGUUAGGGAAUAAUUUGUUUUUCCACCUUGAACGCUAAGUGUAUUUUUUCAUAUGUGACGUCAACUCUCAUUUCUAAAAUAAAGAGAAACAUGGCCCUCACA
Odocoileus virginianus texanus is the source of this 1750-nucleotide messenger RNA. It is a transcript of the gene DDOST, whose product is annotated as dolichyl-diphosphooligosaccharide--protein glycosyltransferase non-catalytic subunit. Lineage: Eukaryota; Metazoa; Chordata; Mammalia; Artiodactyla; Cervidae. The record is from RefSeq and is a predicted model, not a curated record. Gene Ontology annotation, cellular component: endoplasmic reticulum membrane; oligosaccharyltransferase complex.